Messenger RNA from Aricia agestis (brown argus), 2722 nucleotides. RefSeq names its product post-GPI attachment to proteins factor 6. NCBI's taxonomy places the organism in Eukaryota, Metazoa, Arthropoda, Insecta, Lepidoptera, Lycaenidae. The transcript is spliced from 5 exons. Gene Ontology annotation, cellular component: plasma membrane. The record is from RefSeq and is a predicted model, not a curated record. Bases 152 to 2572 code for a protein of 806 amino acids.
UGCGCCGCGCCGUCCUCGAAAUUAAAUAAACUGAUAAUGUGAUAAAAUAAAAUAUUAUUGUAAAUUGAUAUCAAGCAGACAAUGCUCAGUUAUUGACCAUCAAUAAUUUAUAAAUGUAUAUUAACGGUUAUAAAAACGGUAAAGCGAAGAAAUGAAAACUUACCUUGUUUUGAUCCUAGUGUGUUCUGUUUUCUGCAACAAUGAUAAGGAAGCCGAAGAGAGGAAAAGGAGAAUAAUAGAGCAACUAACGAAAACUAAACCCGUGAUAUUAAAAGACUACCAUUUAGUGACGAGACAUGUCGGCCUGGAUGUGUAUCGGUUUCGAAGUUACCGCAGUGUUUCAAUUGUUUCUUACCCUAUAGAUAAUGAUGUAAGCGAAGCCCGCUUCAUAUUUCAAUCUGAGGAACUGCAUUUAAAUAAUAUCGGGUCCUGCAGCCCCCAAGACGUGGUAAUCCAACUCAAGCACGGCUCCUUCCCUGCUGUCAAUCCCGACGGGUAUCCUUUCCCGAAGGACUUCAUAGAUCCAGCCAAAAGACCAGGGAUACAUACCCUGGAGCUGUUAUCAGAUGGUACCAAUACCACGUAUUCCUUACUAAACCCGAAGCCAGGGACGUGGUAUGGCCUGGUGUAUAUAAAGUGGGAGGAUCCCAGGACACAGCAGGUGGCACAGGAAGGGUUAGUAGCCGAUUGUCAUACGCUGUUAUAUACGGAUUUGCAAGUUAAAAAAGAUGAGAUUUCACGCUACAUUAGCUGCUACGACGAUAUCAAUGUUAACCUGCUACCAGCCAGUUACAAAUGCAAAACUAGAGAUGCAAUCGAACCGGUAACCCUCAAUUUUAAAGUGGAGGACGUAACGGCGAACGAUGAGAAAGUAUUCAUUACAAUACAAGCGGAAAGCUUGCCGACUGACGAAGAUUUUAUUCUGCACUGCGUUUUUGAUCCCAACGUGGAUCCGUCCCAGAAACUGACAUUCCUUUCCUAUCCGGCGUCCACUCAUAUUAUCACCGUCGACAGCGUAGGAGGCAACGUAUCUCAUAUACCAGAUUGCGAGUCGUAUAUCAUUCCAGAUUUCAACGAUAUUGAGAACCAAACGCUGGUAGAUCUGAUGCGGGAUGACAAAGACAGAUUCUUCACAUUCGAUUAUGGACUACCCACAACAGAUAUCCAGGACGUUACGAGUUUGGUCAACCUAACUUCAGACGAGAUGAAAACUCUAAGGUUUAGUAUCAACCAGUUCGUAGAUAUUGGGGGGAAUUUGGCGAUCGAUGUCAGCUUAAUAAUGGGCAUAAAAUACUACAUGGGAUACAAGAGAGAACUAGUGAAUGGCUCCCUCCUAACAUUUACGGAGGACAACCAAUUCUUCAAGGUGGUGAUAUGCCUGAACCUUGGUCAUCCGAGCAUUCCUCUCGAUAACGGCUACUGCAAAUUCAACGACCACGUCAAACCAGCUAACUUCAUUCUCAACAGCACCGACUCCGAUUCCAUCUACGACAAGGUCAUCAUUCCGUAUCCUGAGAGUGGGACUUGGUACAUCUCUUUCCGGAUGUUCUGCGACAGCGUCGUCUGUCCUUGUCGCACGUCGCACAACGGUACUAAAUACUACGUGGAGACAAAGACGGAUAGAGAGGAUGAUGUUAUCUCUUCUAAUUCGACGAGGGAAGGAGCUAGUAGAUGUAACGCGACAGUGGUUUUGUCUGUAUCGUCGGCGUCGUGUCUAAGUGGGCAGUGCAGCAACUAUGGCAACUGUGCCUGGAAUACCUUCAGUGGACUAGUGAUAUCUUACUGCUCCUGCUCGGCUGGAUAUGGAGGUUGGGACUGCUCCGAUGACUCUAGAAUGGACAGCCGAGUUGCCAUGAUAGUGUCGGUACUACUGCUGACUCUCAGUAACUUGCUGUUCCUGUUCUCCGUGUACAUCGCUAUAAUACGGAUGUAUUAUUCCGAGGCUCUGAUAUACGCUUUCACGAUGGUCUUCUCAACCUUCUACCACGCCUGCGAUGCGCCUGCGCAGGUGUCCUAUUGCAUCAUACGCGGCAACGUGCUCCAGUUCGGCGACUUCUACUGCGGCCUCAUGUCUUUCUGGAUGACGCUCAUCGCAAUGAGCACGGUACCCACCAAGCAUUUCCUCCAACUAGUAGGUGCGAUAGUGAUAGCACUAUUCACCACAUGGAACAUGCACUCUUUCCUCUCUUUCCUACUCCCCGUAGCAACGGGCGGUACGAUACUUCUGGCCUCCUGGUAUAUCUACUAUAGAGUUAACAACCGAUGGCGUUACCCAAGGAGCUACUAUUCCAUAUACUUCCCGAUCGGCCUAGUUUUAGUGUCUAUAGGGUUGAUCUGCUACGCGUUUCUGCAGACCGAACAGAACUAUAAAAUAGUACAUUCCAUAUGGCAUGCUAUAGUCGCUAUUAGCGUGGUGUUUUUACUACCGGAUGGUAAGAGACGGAAUGUGAACCCGUUUCUACCGAACAGAGAGUACUAUAAGGGUCCUCUUUGGAGGGUUUUUAAUCUGUCGAGAGAUACAGGGGACUCAAAUCAUAUAAACUCAGAUCCGUCCGGCCGGUUGUCCAAUUAGGUUUAUAGUCUACGUUUGGGCACUUUUUUUAGUGUAAGAAAGCCUAUUGAACAAAGAAUUAUGCUAGCUCCAAAAGCUAGCCCUGUUGUGUUUAGGAUUGUUAUAUGGUAAUAGUUGGGGAGGGGAAGAGGGGAUUUCAGAAUAAGCUCG